CCUUCCAGAUCCGUCGCCGCCCGGCGCCCGUCUCCGCCGUCCGCCGGCCGCGCCGCCCGCCUCUCCCCGCCCCUCGCUCGCUCCCGCCCGCCGCCCACGCGCCUCCUCGCGCUCGUGCUGGGCACGGCGCCGCCCGUCUCCCCGUCCCGCGCCGCCCCUCCGCGGCGUCUGCGUGCCACCUCGCGCUCGCGCCGCCGCCCGUCCCGGAAGAGAAAUGGAACUGGGUGAUAAGGCAGUUGGUUUUCUGCUGACGCUAACGAGCUUAUCCAUCUUCACCUAUUAUACAUUCUGGGUCAUUAUCUUGCCGUUCGUUGACAGCGACCACUUUGUGCACAAGUACUUCCUGCCUCAAGAGUAUGAGAUUUUGAUACCAGUGAUUGCCGGCGUGGUUCUCCUUUGUUUCUUGAGCAUCUUUGUGGGUCUCGUGAUGCUCAAGUCAAAGAAAAAGAAGACCACUUGAUUGGGUUUGCCAUGUACAUUGUAGUACUCUUCACUUACUAUGAUGAUUAAAUCCAUGAAUUCAGAGCCCAUGUAAUUGCUAGAAGCUCGGUAAACAGUUCCAUCAUAUUGAAGGCGCUCACUUUGUAACUCAGAUCUCUGUUUUCAUUUGUGAUUCUCAGAUCAAGUUAAUCGAAAGAUGACCACUCAGGUUGUCGGUUUUUCUUUAUUGUGAAA
Messenger RNA from Panicum virgatum (switchgrass), 675 nucleotides. RefSeq names its product dolichol-phosphate mannose synthase subunit 2-like. Gene Ontology annotation, cellular component: endoplasmic reticulum membrane; dolichol-phosphate-mannose synthase complex. The transcript is spliced from 3 exons. Gene Ontology annotation, biological process: GPI anchor biosynthetic process. Bases 215 to 460 code for a protein of 81 amino acids. The record is from RefSeq and is a predicted model, not a curated record. Gene Ontology annotation, molecular function: enzyme regulator activity. Lineage: Eukaryota; Viridiplantae; Streptophyta; Magnoliopsida; Poales; Poaceae.